GCCCCCUUGAACACGCCACCCUGCAUGCCCACCACUCACCGCCUCAGCACAUCCGGCUCCCUACGAGUGUCUGCGCGUCAGUCCACCACCACCACCUCCCUGUGGUCCCUACCCGGAAGCUCCAGAGCCGCCUGCAGGCCCGAGUGAUGCCACCACCACAGCGCCCAAUAAAAACCCCUUGCAAGCCCACCUUGCCAAUCAAAGAAAUGGCUUCCGGAACAAACCACUAAUCCAGGGUUCUUUCAGUUCGAGAUUCAAAUUGUUGGCCCAAGGAUUUCUGGAUUUCCUAUCCUAUUCUUUUUUACAACCAGUUCGUUGUUGACCUGUCACUCUUUCUUAUCGCCUCUUCCACCUCGCUCUUUGUUGCUGGCGAGGUCGGUCGACUUACCCUUCCUCAAGAUGAAUUCCACAACCUUCGCCGCACCCGUCACUUACACGGACUACUUCAACGAUAUCGCCGCCUACAAUGUGCACCUGAACAUCUUUGAAAAGCUUUGGGCAGCAUGGUACGCAUACAUGCAGAACGAUGUGUUGGCGACGGGUAUCAUGAGCUUCGCCAUGCACGAACUGGUGUACUUUGGGAGGUGUGUGCCAUUCAUGAUUAUGGACAAGAUUCCCUAUUUCAGGAGAUACAAGAUCCAGGCGAACAAAAUGCCCACGCUUGCCGAACAAUGGGCAUGCGCCAAAUUGGUCCUCCUCUCCCACUUUACCGUCGAACUCCCUCAAAUCUGGCUCUUCCAUCCAAUGGCUCAAUACUUCGGCUUGUCCACAUCCGUUCCUUUUCCUCCCUGGUACACAAUGGCCUGGCAGAUCGCGUUGUUCUUUGUCCUUGAAGAUGCAUGGCACUAUUGGUUCCACCGAGUCCUCCACCUGCCUCGACUUUACAAGAUGAUCCACAAGCUGCAUCACCAGUACAGCGCACCGUUUGGCCUUGCCGCCGAGUACGCCUCGCCGCUGGAAACCAUGAUCCUCGCAUUCGGCACUGUUGGGAUCCCCAUUGUUUUUUGCGCGCUAACCAAGAACCUCCAUAUCGUCACAAUGUAUCUGUGGAUCGUGGGCCGACUUUUCCAAGCUAUUGACGCGCACUCUGGCUAUGAGUUUCCCUGGUCGCUACAUCACUUCUUGCCUUUCUGGGCAGGAGCGGACCAUCAUGACGUGCAUCAUGAGAAAUUCUUGGGAAAUUAUGCCAGUUCUUUCCGGUGGUGGGACGCAGCUUUGGGUACCGAUAUUGGGAGUUCUUCCGAAGGGGCGAAGAAGAAGGACAAGAAGGCUGUCGAAGGCAAGGACGAAUAGGAAUGUGAUAUCGGCCUUGAGGACCGGAAACCGUUAGAAGAAGCUUCGACCCGGCUUCGGUGUACAUAAUGCGGUCGAUUCCAUCUUGAAGAGCGAAGAGCGACGGAAUAGAGAGAUGCAUAAAGUGGCGUUGGAUUGCAUAGAACGGGCAGGGCAACUGGAUGGGUUCCUUAUUCAUGGAUAGUGCCGAAUGGCCAGCUCCUCUCAAGAAUCAAACGAUUAUCGUUUCGCCUCUAA
This is a messenger RNA of Cladophialophora immunda, 1530 nucleotides long. RefSeq lists its product as uncharacterized. Gene Ontology annotation, biological process: ergosterol biosynthetic process. The coding region runs from base 400 to 1293 and encodes 297 amino acids. NCBI's taxonomy places the organism in Eukaryota, Fungi, Ascomycota, Eurotiomycetes, Chaetothyriales, Herpotrichiellaceae. The record is from RefSeq and is a predicted model, not a curated record. The transcript is spliced from 3 exons. Gene Ontology annotation, molecular function: C-4 methylsterol oxidase activity; iron ion binding.